AGGGGGCGGGGCUUGCCGAAUCAGGUGGGUUUGGGAGCCAACUGCGGCUGCGCGGCGGCGACAGCGAUGGCGGCGGCCGUGUCGGUCUCGGUGUUGGCGCCGAAUGGGCGCCGGCAGACGGUGAAGGUGACGGGCAGCACCUCGCUGCUGCAGGUUUUAGAAGAGGUGUGUAGGAAACAGAGUUUCAAUCCUGAAGAAUAUUCUCUCAAAUUCCAGAGGAACAUUUUGGAUUUGUCGCAGCAGUGGAGAUUUGCCAACGUGCCCAACAACGGCAAACUGGAGAUGGUGCCAGCCGCACGGCAGGGGAUUGGAAUGAAGAGUACGGUUCGGAUCGCUUUGCAGCUGGAAGAUGGAUCCAGACUCCAACAUCACUUUCAGUCCAACUGCACUCUGUGGGAUCUUCUUAAUCACUUUCCUCAGACGAGAGUUUCUGAACAACAUCUGUUUGAAGCUACUCCAGUCUGUGUUUAUAUGAGGGAUGAGAUAAGUGGACAAUCUGCACUAAAGAAAACAACCCUCCGAUUACUUGGUCUCACUUCUGGUAGUGCCAUAAUUAGGUAUGUCCUGAAGAAAUCUAGACCCGAUGAGCCCAUGGAUUUGGCAGUCGUUUCUGAAGGACAGCCAGUGAGAAAAACCUCAGCCACCAAGGACGUCGAUGGCUUCCCGUCCGAACCAAACACCUCGGAUCAUUCUGUGAAAGAUUCAAACUCCAAUGGGUUGACUGAGGCUGUGGCAAGCAGAACUGUGGAGCUCUCUGAAGGAAACCAGGACGGACCACCAAAGUGCUCUGACAACGAAGAGCUCAGCCAAGAGACUGCAGACGUUUUGCAAACAAAAGAGAAUGGAAGCAAAUUGUCAACUGACCAGAUCAGCUGUGUGGGGAGGCGAAGUGUGUCUCCAGGCAAAGCUGCUGUUUCUAAAACGGGUACUUCCUCAGAAAGGCCUGAUGUUCCUGAGCUCGGUGCCUCUUGCACACCACACGAGAACCGUGUCCCGUUUGUUCCUUUCAAAGGAGGUGGGCAGCAACUGGGAGGAUCGGAGGCUGGAGGGGAAAAGUCUCCCUCGGAUAAAAUGGCACCCAGAUCUGUUUCCAGUCCAGGUGGCCCACCACUUCCAAAGAAAUCUAAACCCACGCUUGAGCAGUCACCCUCUAAGUGCCCAGAAAAUGCGCAACGUAAAGCAUUCGCCUUGCCAGAGACGUCACCCACGCAAGAGCAUUUGAAGACUGUUGACCGAGAGGCACUCAUUUACCAUCCGGAUUUGAAGCAGCAUAGCUCUGGGGGAGAUGCGUCGAGGGCUUUUGAGGAACCAGCAGAUGAUUUCUUCGAGAUUACUAUGGACGACGUCAGAAAACGUUUUGCAGAACUAAAGAGCGAGCGACGUCGUUUGGAGGAGGCGCCACUCAUAACCAAAGCCAUGCGGGAAGCUCAGAUGAAAGAAAAAACACAGCGAUACCCCAAGGUUACAAUACGAGUGCAAUUUCCUGAUGGAUCCGUCUUGCAAGGUUUCUUCCGACCUCUGGAAACAGUUGCAGCAUUGAAACAGUUUGUGAAGAUGCACCUCAAGCACCCAGAGGUUCCCUUUUAUUUAUUUAUGGCACCACCUAAAGUACUUCUUGAUGACUUAACUGAGACACUAUUCCAGGCAAACUUGUUUCCUGCCUCUCUUGUCCACUUUGGCUCUGAAGUCAGAACGGAUUGCUACAUCAGCGAGGAGUUCCUAGAGUCCCCAGCUGCCAUUUCCCAGGCAAACGUCACCGUAGCCAGCUCUUGUCCCCGAGCUACAGCCCCUACCACUAUCUCACCAGUUUCGGAAGCACAGCUUGAAACAACUGCUGAGGAUGGGGGAGAAGAGGGAAUGCCAGAGACAGAACUAACGGCACAUUCUGGGGUUCGACAUAACAAUAACAUCAGUAAAGUUCCCAAAUGGCUCAAGCUGCCCGGAAAGCGUUAGGAGGAGGAACGGAACAAGCUCUCUACGGUUAAAUAGAAACUUCAAAGGGUUGAAAGCAAAUAUUUUGCUUUGUUUCUGAUUUGUGAAAUGUGCAUUUCACUUAUGACUUUGUUUUUGCUUCAGAGGUUGUUUGAACGGUAUGGGUUCAGAGGGCAUUAAUCGUGUUCAAAAUUGGCUCGAGACUAGCGGGUGAUUUACAAUAAAAUCUGGAGGAAAAUUUGCCACAAAUGAA
Callorhinchus milii (elephant shark) is the source of this 2185-nucleotide messenger RNA. RefSeq names its product ASPSCR1 tether for SLC2A4, UBX domain containing (gene aspscr1). The transcript has 17 exons. Gene Ontology annotation, molecular function: protein binding. Bases 67 to 1953 code for a protein of 628 amino acids. The record is from RefSeq and is a predicted model, not a curated record. NCBI's taxonomy places the organism in Eukaryota, Metazoa, Chordata, Chondrichthyes, Chimaeriformes, Callorhinchidae.